This is a messenger RNA of Pseudomassariella vexata, 1518 nucleotides long. RefSeq lists its product as uncharacterized. The transcript has 2 exons. The record is from RefSeq and is a predicted model, not a curated record. NCBI's taxonomy places the organism in Eukaryota, Fungi, Ascomycota, Sordariomycetes, Amphisphaeriales, Pseudomassariaceae. Bases 303 to 1433 code for a protein of 376 amino acids.
ACCUCCUUUAAGACACGCACCUCGUACCUUCCUUCCUCCAUUGGCAAUUCUGUUGUACUGGCCACACGCGAAACGACCUGCCAAACCUGUACAGCAUCAUCUGUCCUUUCCUUAACGACAAUUAUUGGUACUUGUCAUUGGCAUCGAGCAGAUCCCAUUGCUACAGCCGCCAUUGCCAUCCUCCACUCACGACCACGAGCAUCAGCUUUAGCCAGGACCUGCCCAGCUACUCAGCGCCCCGAGUGGCACGAGCGAGGACGUCCAUCGAGAUAUUCUAGCAUUAAUACCACCCAUCGCCCACAAUGGAUAGCUCCAACAGAUACAAUGCCCUCACCACCAUUGGUGGAUGGACUCUCAUUGUCUCGAAGCCCAAGCCAAUGGCCCCAAGCACUUCGACCAGUGGUGCCUUCUCUUCCAGCGUCAAUGUCGAUCCCGAGGAGGACAAAUCUUCCAAGAUCGCCGACCGUGAGUUUGCUCGCCAGUUUGCGAACCUGAAGACUGGUACCAGCAUCAACACGGCCAAUAAGACGGACGAGAAGCGUCAAAAGUCUGUCAAGCAGUCCAAGGCUCAGGAGGCGUCCAAGGCACAGGAAGCACCCAAGGCCGCUGCCGCAGCUCCCGCCGAAACCAAGACUUCGGCUCCAUCUUCCACCACAGGUGAUGCCGAUGAUGACCUGUCGCCCGCCAACUCGCCCGAGAUUGCCGCGGCUGAUAGUCGAGAUGUGUCAGACAUGCUGGAGAAGCCUAAUGCUGGACCCUCGAUCCUCCGCCUCACCUCGACCGACUCGGUCAAGACCAAGGAGAAGAAAGUCAAGGCAGCCGAAGCUAUUGUGACGAAGAAACAGCGACAAAACCGCAAGAAGGCCGAGCAGGCUAAGGAGCAAAACGAAGAGGCGGAGAAGGCUCGAAAGGCAUUGGCUGAUGCCCAACGACGCGCAGCUCGUAUUGCCGAGGGUCGUCCCGCCAAAGACGGUUCGGUCUUCAUGGCGCAGCAAUCAAAUGCCUGGUCUAACAAGACCAACGGCGACUCCCCCACUGCCUCGGUCCAGCCUCUGGACACUUUUGAGCAGAAGGCAAAGGCCGACACGACAAGCCUCGACACGCCGAAGCCAGCUACCUCCUCGAUCAAGGAGCGACCUGAUUCGUGGAUGUCCUCUGUGCCUUCAGAGGAGGAACAGCUCGAGAAGCUCAAGAGCAUGGAACAAGAAGAUGCCUGGAAUGAGGUUACAAGCAAGAAGAAGAAGGGCAAGAAAACACAGGACCCGGACAACUCUUCGUCGGCCGAGAACGUCCCUUCUGCGCCUACGCCCAAGGCCCCCGCCAAUGGCAUCAACAAACCGAAGCCAGGCUUGAGCAGUACCUCCUCGUUCGUUGCCUUGACCCCCGAUGAGACCACAGAUGACAAUGAAAUCGAGGAAGAGUGGGAAGUAUGAAGACACACGGCCCACCUCGUUUAACCCAAGUUGUGGUAUCGGAUUGAGCUUGCCUCAACCCCAUCUAGCCCUUCACAACUUGCAG